Molecule: messenger RNA, 1848 nt
Organism: Prunus avium (sweet cherry)
Lineage: Eukaryota; Viridiplantae; Streptophyta; Magnoliopsida; Rosales; Rosaceae
Product: (E,E)-alpha-farnesene synthase-like
Biological process (GO): diterpenoid biosynthetic process
Molecular function (GO): terpene synthase activity; magnesium ion binding
Source: RefSeq, a predicted model, not a curated record
UAGAAACAAAACCCUUACAAUUUACAAACACCAAGUUUCCAUUAUGGAUCCUAAAACAAACUUUCAAGCUGAUGAGCACCAAAGACGCUCUGCCAAUUACAAGCCAAAUAUUUGGAAGGAUGGUUUCCUUGAAUCUCUGAACAACAAAUACGUUGGAGAUGAUUAUACAAGGCAGUCUAAGAAUCUAAUAGAACAUGUGAAGAAGAUGUUUGUUGAAACUGAAGAUUUGAUAGCUCAAUUGGAGCUGAUUGACAGAAUUGGAAAACUAGGCCUCACGAACUACUUUGAAAAGGAAAUCAAGGAAGCCCUAGACACUAUUGAAAAUAGCAACACAUGCAUAACAGAGAACCUUUAUGCUACUGCGUUGCACUUUAAGAUCCUCAGGCAGCAUGGCUAUAAAGUAUCGCAAGAUGUUGUUGGUGGCUUCAUGGAUGAGGAGGGUGCAUUAAAGGAAAGCAAUUAUUGGGAUGUCAAAGGCAUGCUUGAACUUUUGGAGGCCUCAAACCUGGCUUUUGAAGGCGAAAGGAUCUUAGAUGAGGCGAAAGCUUCCGCUACGGUGGCUCUCAGAGGUUCCAGUGUCUGGAAUCUGGACAAUAACCUUGCCAGGCAAGUGGUCCAUACUUUGGAGCUUUCAUCACACCGAAGAGUAGGGUGGUUUAAUGUCAAAGGGCACAUACACGCCUAUGAGAAAGACAAUCACGCCAACACCAUUUCAUUACUUGAAUUGGCUAAACUCAACUUUAACAUGGUUCAAGCAGCACUGCAAAAAGAUCUGAGGGAAGUAUCCAUGUGGUGGAACAAUCUGGGCCUCAAAGAACACUUGAAGUUUGCGAGAGAUAGACCGGUCGAGUGCUUCAUGUUUGCUGUAGGAUUAAAUGUCCAUCCUGGCUACACAUCUUUUCGAAUUUUGCUUAGUAAAGUCAUCAACUUGAUUCUGAUAAUAGACGACGUUUAUGACAUUUAUGGCUCAUUGGAAGAGCUAAAGAUCUUCACCAACGCCGUCGAUAGGUGGGAUGUUGGGGUAACUGAGCAGCUUCCAGAGUGUAUGAAGAUCUGUUUCCAAGUGCUCUACAACACAACUUGUGAAUUUGCUCAUGAAAUUGAGGAGGAGAGUGGUUGGAAUCUAGCGUUACCUCAUUUGAGCAAAGCGUGGGCAGAUUUCUGUAAAGCAUUAUUAGUAGAGGCAGAGUGGUACAGCACGGGCUACGCACCAUCCUUUGAAGAGUACCUAAGUAAUGGAUGCAUUUCAUCAUCAGUUUCAGUCCCUUGGGUUCAUACAUUUUUCUCCACAACCCAUCGUGACGGAAUCAAAGAGAUUGCUGAUUUUCUGCACAAGAAUGAAGAUCUUGUGCAUAACAUAUCUCUGAUAGUUCGGCUCACCAAUGAUAUGGGAACUUCCGCUGCUGAACAAGAGAGAGGCGAUGCUCCUUCAGCAAUCCUAUGUUACAUGCGAGAGAUGAAUGCUUCUGAAGAUACAGCUGAGGCGAAGAUUAAGGGCAUGAUAGACAAUGCGUGGAAGAAAAUAAAUGGGAAAUGCUUGAGAACCCCACAACAAGUGUCUUUUCUCUCACCAUUCAUCAACAACUUUGCCACAAAUAUUGCGCGAAUGACGCACAGCCUUUACCAAGCUGGAGAUGGAUUUGGUGAUCAAGAACAAGGCUCUCGGCUGAUCCAAUCCAUGCUGGUUGAGCCUUUACCACUUUGAAGAGUUGGAAUCUAGAGAGUCAUCAAUAGUGUUUAAUAAGUAUAGAUCUGUAAGAGUACAUCCAUUGUAAGGUGAGCUUCUAUUAAAAGUAAUGCAUCGUCUAUAGUUUAAAUUUAGAAAAUAAAAUUAUUAGUUGUAUCUUU